UCGUUAUGGAGGAAGCAUUGUAGUCCGACCGCACACACGGAGGAAGAAAAGUGGACCGCACAUGUCCAACCGCAUAGAGGCUUGGAUCACUCAGGAGAUGACACGUUACCCCGCAAGUUGCAAGUGAAAGGUAUAUCGGCAGCGGACUUGCAGUGCAAUGUACGACACUGAAGACGACGACACUCACUUGUGUCUUAAGUGCAGCGCAACAAUCACCGGUUUGAAAAACUACAUCGCUCAUCGCAAGCAGCACUGUUACAAGAUUGUGCGUAGUGACAGUGCUUUUACAUCCGUCGCGUCGCCGACAACCGAACACCCGUAUGAGCCGUCAUCACUGCGGGCGGACGAUUUUUUCUCUUCACUUGAGCUACAGAGCAUCCAGGCUGUUAUUCCAUCUACUGCCACCGCCAAAGUGGACCAUGCUGAUGACGACUUGGAAGACGCCGAUGACAGUGACGGUGAUCUCUACCCACCAACGUCGCACACGGGUGGCAAAUGGAAACCCGGCUGGGGGCCCAUCGCUCGUUCCGACUGGAAGGCGGUGUGCCAACACGGGGAGGUCCCACCACAAGCCACAAAGGAACCUGCCGCAAUUUCGGAAGGAUUCAUAUGCAUCCCAUGCAACAGGCACUACCGCAAUAAGUUUACAUUAUUGAGGCACAGGGAAACCUUGUACCAUCUCAAGCGAAGUGGUGGUAUCACAACAACUGGAAUGAAAUGCAGCCAGCGACAGGCGGCACUCUCUGCAGAAGUGGUACAGCAGCAAAACCAGAAGUGCAGUAAAACGAAUAAAGCAUCCAAAGCCUGCGACAUAGCAAACUCACGCCGCAAGUGCUCUUUGGACUCUCGCCAACGUAAGCAGCGAAAAGACAAGAACGUUGCUGUUUCUAAAAAUUGCCCAUCUACGAAACGGAGCGUUUGCAGCACUGGUACUGCAUUCCAGCCAAAGAAGUCAUCAGUCCAAGGUAGCCAAUCGAAAGGCGCGAAUGUCCAGCAUUCUUCAAGAUGUGCCAAGCACACCUUUCAGAGAAAUUUCAAACAGAGCUCUACACCCGUGCGAAGGCAACAAUCUGGGCUACAUUGUGCUGCAUGUGAAGCCAAGUUUUUAACUCCUGGAGAAUUAAGGCUUCAUGAAUGUCAUUGCACUGUUUCCAGGCAGGCAAGCAAAAAAUUCCCAUAUGGAAGUUCAAUAUCAUCCAAGGUAGCCAAAGCAGAGGCAAGCAAAAAAAUUCCAUAUGGAAGUUCAAUAUCAUCUAAGGUAGCCAAAGCAGCGACUUCUAAUCUUAAAAACUCUGAAGGUGCCACAGAUGUGCAGAAGCAGCAUAAAAUUUCACCGCGAAUCACUUGCCCACUAUGCAAGAAGCCAAUAAGCAAGCCCUACAUGAAAUAUCACAUGCACACGCAUACUGGAGAAAAGCCCUUUGCAUGCCAUUUGUGUGAUAAACAUUUUGCCCACCGUAGUACUCUAAACGUUCACAUUAAGCAUCACUUGGGACUUCGAAGGUUCCGCUGCACCCACUGCCCCUUUCGGGCUGUGCGUCGCAGCAUGCUGAAUCGACAUGAGCUUGCUGUUCAUCGGAACAAGGCAGACCCAGAGCCUCUUGCUGCUGCUACAGCAGGCACCCUUGUAUCGCAACAGUGUCGCAGUCGCCUUGAUCGAACGAGGGCCCUUAAAAAUGUAGUGUUUGUUUGCAAGAGAGAGUGCCCAUCUAUACCGAAACCCAACUUUAUUUGUAGCUGUUGCUAUUGCAGUAACAGGAAACGCCCCUUGGAACCAAGUCAUCGGCAACAGAGCAUCGGUGUGCAGCAUUUCCACUGCUCCCAAUGUGACUACAGGUCUUCACAUAAGAGCCAGAUGCAGCGGCACAGUAGCAUUCACUUUGGGCUCAAAUUUUACAGCUGUCCUUAUUGCAGCUAUCGUUGCAGCAAUCAAGAAAACAUGCGCAAACAUAUCCUUCACACUAAAAAGCAUAAUGGGAAGAAAAUGUACCUUUGUAAGCAGUGCGCUUUUGCCUGCAACGAAUUCAGAGUGUUCAGAAAGCAUGUUGCAAAUAAGCAUCCAAAAGAUGCAAGUAGUAGUAGUGAUUUGCCUGCAAGUGGUGCUACAGCUCGAGAUGUUCCACUGGCAGGGAGCUGCAAUGCCAGAAUACCAUCCAAUGAAAGGAAAAUGUUAAAGACUUGCACAGACUUGCCAGAACCAGCAGUUUUUCCGACCAUUUCAGGCCUACGUGAGCCUGACCUAGAGAACACUUCUGUGAUGGCACAUGCUAUGCCUAGGCUAAAUAGGUCAGAAAGUGGACUUCCUUGCACUGAAAGUGAUGUACCUGCUGAGUCCGGAAGUGGUAUAUUGUUGCCAAGUGGCCUGGACGCAGAGUUCAGUGAACAGCUGAAUGCACAUUUGAAUAAUCAGGUGACUUUUUCUGCAAUGGAUACAACAGAUAUUGUGUAUACAUCUUGUUUAAAUUCCACAUAAUCACCAAGUGGUUGGCUUGUUUGUGUGUUGAUGUUAGCCUAAAAUUAUAUUCUUCUAAAUCACACAUUUCAAAAGCGUAUUUGAGUGCUGAAGCACAGAAGUAAUGAAACAGCACAAAGCUCUGUCUGAAUUGCUGAUAGUGGCCCAUAAAAUGUGUGCUUAGAAGUUCACACUUUAUACACUGAUGACAUUGAAAUUGUGGAUAGCCUGGGCUCGAUAUUUCCACUAAUCAGUGCUCACAUGAUUUCAUACCUGGAUGUACUUUGCGUGUGAAUAAAAUCUGUGUUGCUAAGGUCACUUGGAAGUUCACACUACAUACACUAAUGACUAUGAAAUCGUUGAUAGUCUGGGCUUGAUAUUUUUACUAUUCAGUGCUCACAUGAUUUCAUAACUGAAUGUACUUUGCGUGUGAAUAAAAUCUGUGUUGCUAAGGUCA
Rhipicephalus microplus (southern cattle tick) is the source of this 2909-nucleotide messenger RNA. RefSeq lists its product as uncharacterized. The record is from RefSeq and is a predicted model, not a curated record. Gene Ontology annotation, biological process: regulation of gene expression. Lineage: Eukaryota; Metazoa; Arthropoda; Arachnida; Ixodida; Ixodidae. Gene Ontology annotation, cellular component: nucleus.